Molecule: messenger RNA, 1445 nt
Organism: Ostrea edulis (European flat oyster)
Lineage: Eukaryota; Metazoa; Mollusca; Bivalvia; Ostreida; Ostreidae
Product: putative nuclease HARBI1
Exons: 2
Coding region: 77-883 (268 amino acids)
Source: RefSeq, a predicted model, not a curated record
GCCUAUACUACAACAUAGAAGGUCAACCUCCGUUGAGUGUACAAAUGUAGUAAUUUUUAUAUCCAUCUUGUAGGUAAUGCUUGCUCUUCGAUUUUAUGCUUCGGGGAGUUUUCUUGAGGUAAUUGGGGACACGAUGGGUGUAGACAAAGGCACGGUAAGCAGAGCUGUCACCAAUGUCACCGAAGCUCUUCUGUCUAAAAAAGACCAGUUUCUGCGGUGGCCUACACAAGGUGAUAUGAUGAAGUCGCAGAGAGUCUUUUUUAUGCGUGGAGGAUUCCCAGGGGUAAUUGGAUGUGUCGAUGGUACUCACAUAAGGAUACAAGCUCCAACUCUAGACGAACCAACUUACGUCAACAGAAAAGAGUGGCACUCAAUCAAUGUGCAAGCUAUAUGUGACCAUGAAGGAAAAUUCAUUAACAUUGACGCUCAAUGGCCAGGAAGUACACAUGAUAGUCACAUCUUCCGAAUGUCCGAUGUCAGUUUGUAUCUCGAGAGCCACAAUCGAAGCGUUGAUGAUGGAAUUCUAUUGGGCGACAGUGGUUACGCAUGCUCUCGGUAUCUGUUAACACCAUACCUGCACCCUGCAACACCCUCACAAGAAGCAUUCAACUCGGCCCAUUGUAAGACCCGUAGCACCAUUGAAAGAGUUUUUGGUUGGUGGAAGAGGAGAUUUCAUGUUUUGCAUGGUGAAAUAAGAAUGAAGCCGGGUAAGGUUUGUAGAGUCAUUGGAGCCUGUGCCAUAUUGAAUAACAUCGCACUUUUGUUAAAGGAGGACAUGGAGGGCGAUGGCCAACAAGACGGAAAUGGAGUAGGCCAUAUCAAUUACAAUGGACCCGAGGACGGAAGAGUUGUGAGGAAUUUCAUCACCACAACAUAUUUCUAAUUUCAAGUUGAAUAUGUGCCAUGGUGUUUAACAACAAGAAUAACUCUUGGUGCAGCUCAUGCAGAUUCCAACCUCUCCUGCCUAAAUCUUAAAGUUUUGAUCUAACUUCUAACUAUGCUUCUAAGCUGACAUGUACAAAUUUAACUGUAUUAUUUUUACUCUGCUCUGUCUCUUAGGUAUGCAUAUUUAUUUAGUCUAUGUAUAUAUCCAUAUUUUUGUGUUUGUGUUGCAAACUUUUUUCAGUGCUGUGCAUCUUAGUAUAGCUAGUCCCUGUGUAUAUAUAUACAUGACUUGUGAUGUCUGUAUACAUGUAUGCGUCCUGUUUUAUUUCAAAUUUCUGUUUUUAUGUCUAUGCAUGCAAUUAUAUAUCAUUAAUGCUUUGUGUUUUUUAUGCUAUAUAGUCGGUUAAAGAGCUCUUAGCUCAUGUUUAUUGUUACCUGUAUAUAGUUCCGACUUUAAAUAAAAAUUACUUACUUACUUAUGAAAAUGAAACAUUCGCACAUACAAUGUCUCUCACAUACGAUAAUUUGAGCAAUAAAUUACUAUCAUAUGGAUUUAAAAA